This is a messenger RNA of Kwoniella botswanensis, 975 nucleotides long. RefSeq lists its product as uncharacterized. The record is from RefSeq and is a predicted model, not a curated record. The transcript has 4 exons. Bases 1 to 975 code for a protein of 324 amino acids. NCBI's taxonomy places the organism in Eukaryota, Fungi, Basidiomycota, Tremellomycetes, Tremellales, Cryptococcaceae.
AUGUCAUCCCUCGUACACGGACCACCAGAAUGGCAGAAUACCAUCAAAGAGAGGUUGAUGGCCAAGCAAGUGGAGAAUGAAGUAUACAAGGAUAUCGUAGGUCAAUAUCGCAGGCUGGCUAAAACAGCGAGAGAGUUGAAAGUGCGUAAUAGGGCUUUGGCGAAAUCCGGUGGUGGACCAUCAUCAGCUGAGGGCUCAUCAGCCCUUUUAUCGCACCUCGAUGCCCAACUGACCUCCCUCCGUUCCGAGCUAUCCACACUAUAUCGUACACAAGCGGCAUCUCAGAACAAACAGCUCUCCAUGGCUGAUGCCCUGCGAGAUAGAGAUGAGGAGGUCAAAGGGUUGAGAGACGAAUUGAGGGAAUUGAGGGAUCAGAGGGAUAACGCAUAUAGGAAAGAUAGGGAUUGGGAAGAGCGUUGGAGAGUGAGGAAUAAAGAUAUGGAGACACUAAACGAUGAACUUCUUUCACUCAAUCUCGAACUUUCUUCCCUCUCUCAGCAAAAUAAACUCCUAAAAGUGGAUAACGCCAACUUACUCCAAAGGUGGAUAGAUAAGAUGAACCUUACUGCCGAGGAGAUGAAUAUCGAAUUUGAAAAAGAGCAAAACCAGAAUCAAAACAAGGCUAUCAAGGAAGAUGAUGAUGAUGGCGAAGGAGAAGGGGAAGUACCAAUAAGUAUAUCAGUAUCAGGUUCGAUGGAGGAUCUAAAGGAAGAUAACACUCCAACCGGAAACGAAAGGGACAGAGACAAGGGUAAAAGUAAAAGUAAAUUGCCAGAUAAAGUUCAAACAUCAUCAUCAUCAUCAUCUCAGACACUUAAAACUCCCGCUCUCGAUAAACCCAAAUCUACAACAUCAAUACGAGCUAAACUUGCUGCUUCUACGCCCACACCCAGUACAGGUACGAGUAGAACUAGGAAUAUAUCUUCUGCUUCUACUAUAAACGUCAAGGAGAAGGAGAAAAAGGAUUUUCAAUAA